AUGUUUACAAUACCAUUGCAGUUGUGUGUUGCAACAGAGGUUGAAACAUCGCAGGAAGGGAUUACUAUAACCAGAACCAUAAGGAACCCGGCAUACGAUUAUAAGAAACCCACGCGAAGGAAGCUGGAACUGAACGAUCCCAUUGAAAAGUUAGGAGGUGAUCGCCCGGCGGGGAAGACGCCGUUUAUAAUUCCACAACUAAGUGAUGGAGAAGACGAUGAAUUUCUGAUGAAAGCAUUUGCGGCCAACGCACAACAGCUGGGAAGGCAGGGAAAACAGGACAAAGCAAAGAUGAGGCCUACGCCUUCGCCAGACAUCCUUUUGUCACCGAAACAAUCUCGUCCUAGAUCUGCCGUGAAGGAGGAAGCAAAGGUGAGGCCUACGCCUUCGCCAGACAUCCUUUUGUCACCGAAACAAUCUCGUCCUAGAUCUGCCGUGAAGGAGAAAAGGAAAGCCGGAAUCAAUCCUCAGGCGACGUAUGAUCCUUUAGAGAAGGUCGAUAGAAAGAAGAAAGUUGCCCUCCUCGAAUAUGUGAAGACAUAUUUGGAUAACCCUAUCGAAAGUAGCAGGCCUGUGGCAGAUUUCUACCUAACCUUAAUGACACCCAAACAACAGUGGGCUGUAGAUGAAUACGGGUGGCUUUCCGAUUUGCAUAUGGUCGCGGGUAUGAACAUGUUCCGCCAAAGGUCAUUGCGUAAGUCGUGUCCAUAUAGAAACGAGAGGAUUACUUUCCUCGACCCUCAGUUCACCAGUUUGUUGUGUAUAGAGUACAGAAAUAAGUAUCUCGGCCACGAGAAGACGUUUGAAUUCUCUAUUGGGCACGAGAACCAUUACAACGGUAUUGCCCCAGACUGUGCCGUAACCAACAAGAAAUGGGUUAAAGAUGUUGACACUUUGUACAUCGCCCAUAAUAUUCUCAAUACUCAUUGGGUGGCAGUUGAGGUUGAUUUGCUAAUUAAGAGGGUAAAAGUUUAUGAUUCCAUCUACUCGGCAUUUGAUGUGGAUGUCGUAAAAGAGUCUGUGAAGCCGUAUAUGAAGCUGGUUCCGCUACUUUUGAGACACGUCGUACAAAAAGAGGAGAAGCAACAAAUGGGCGGGAUUGCCUACAACUUCUACCUGGUAAAGGGUCUUCCGCAGAAUGAUCAAACCGGGGACUGCGGUGUAUACACCCUGAAGGCCAUCGAGUGUUUAGCUCUUGGACGGACUCUGACCGGCAUCGACGACACGAAUGUGGGUGACAUCCGUAUCAAGUACGCUGCUGAGAUGAUGGCUGAGGUGGACUUGUCUGACUUCCUGCUACCGAUAAUCCCAGAGACAAGCCCGUACCCAAAGACAAGCCCGUGCUCGCGUGGUACAUCUGAUGACGCUUCGCAGGGGCUGGAGACGGAUUCGUUGGAUUCGUUGUAG
This is a messenger RNA of Microthlaspi erraticum, 1407 nucleotides long. NCBI's taxonomy places the organism in Eukaryota, Viridiplantae, Streptophyta, Magnoliopsida, Brassicales, Brassicaceae. The record is from the annotation of a GenBank genome assembly.